CCUUGGAUCUCCAACAUGACUGACGACUCCCAGCUUUGAAUUGUUAUUUCAUGGCAUCAGAGCCCUUCUACUCCUUCCCAGACAAUUGCCGUAUCCAUUGGGACUUCAUGCCCAAGGCCAAGCCAUGAGACUUCUCAAUACGGCCACAUUGCAGCUUGAAAGCUUCAUCAGCGAAGCGGCUCCGAAAUAUGCCAUCCUCUCCCACACGUGGCAAGAAGACGAGUUUCUCUUCGAAGACAUUUGCAAUGGUCGCAACGCACUCCAAAGAUGUGCCAAGACAGGCGCACGGAAAGUCAUGGCCAGCUGCAAGAAGGCUCGAGAGGCUGGCUACACCUACAUUUGGAUCGACACGUGUUGCAUCGACAAGUCCAGUAGUGCCGAGCUUUCCGAGGCCAUCAACAGCAUGUUUGCCUGGUACCGAGAUGCCACAGUCUGCUACGUCUACCUCGCAGAUUUCCAAGCCGCUCAAGGCGUCGACUCGGAGUCGUUCAGAGGAAGCCGCUGGUUCACCCGAGGUUGGACCUUGCAGGAGCUUCUCGCACCCCCAUAUAUCGAGUUCUACGACUGUGAAUGGAUCCUUGUCGGCGACGGAUUUGACUUGGCCGCAAGAACUAGCCACAUCACCGGCAUAGAAGUCAAGGCACUGCGUCGUCACCAUGACGCCAAGAACUCGUGCCGUGAUCAGAGAUUGGACAAGUCAGGAACCCAGUGUCUCAGGUGCGGAUCGUUCGUCAAAGUCCGCGACAUGCUUGACUCCUUCAGCAUCGCCACCAGGAUGUCAUGGGCUUCACAGCGGGCCACCACACGAACGGAAGACACAGCAUACUGCAUGCUGGGAAUAUUCAAUGUCAAUAUGCCGCUCUUGUAUGGCGAAGGUGAUGGAGCCUUUCGUAGGUUGCAAGAAGAGAUUAUCAAAUACUCUAAUGACCAGUCUAUUCUUACGUGGGAAUGGCCCGUAAAGUGGACUCGAGCACCUUCCUCUGCUUUAGCCGAACAUCCCAGAAGUUUUGGAACCCGGUACCGGCCUGUCACUGGUCUUCUGGAUAAUUACAGCAUGAUGAUGUCAGGUGGCAGCCACAUUGAGAUUGACGUGCUCCUUGGAGAGUGGACUUCGACGCACCAGAAUAUUGGAGGUCAAAUGGCUGUUUUUAACUGCAGUGCCAUCGAUGACCCGAUGAAAUGCCCCGUCAUAUUUCUAGAUGAGACAUCCAUCGGAUCCGGCCUUUACCACCGUAGUCACAUACUCGGUUACAAGAUAUUUGAGAUCUCACCUGACUCAACCGAGAUAAAUAUGAAAGAAGCUAAGGGGGUCGAUAAACACUUGCAAGGUGCUUAUUAUGCUGAACAGUUACUACACAGUUACUUUUGACCCGUCUAGACUGAAGAAGACGAGAGUCAGGUUUCAAAUAUCCUCUACCGCUCGGCUGACCUUAGAAACAACCCCUCCGGUACGAGUAAAACUCGUG
Molecule: messenger RNA, 1466 nt
Organism: Ilyonectria robusta
Lineage: Eukaryota; Fungi; Ascomycota; Sordariomycetes; Hypocreales; Nectriaceae
Product: heterokaryon incompatibility protein-domain-containing protein
Exons: 3
Coding region: 125-1369 (414 amino acids)
Source: RefSeq, a predicted model, not a curated record